AUGCUACCACAUUUGGUGUUUGAUGAUAAGUGUAUCCCGACUGAGCACUAUACAUUUGUGAAUAUAGUUGAUCAUGUACUCUCAAGUCACAUUGGCUCCAUACACAAGUUCGAGCUUGCUCAAGAAAAUUUAUCGUUUAGAGAUAUUGAUAGGUGGAUACUUCAUGUAUCAAGAAACUCUGUUAAAGAGUUGAUACUUGAAAAAGCUUGUGGAGACUACGAACUCUAUUUGAUGCCUUCAUAUAUGUAUGUUUGCAUGUCAAGACUUGAUGCGUUAAAGUUAAAUAAAUGUUUGCUACAACCUCCGUCCACAUUCAAAGGCUUCAAAAGUUUGAGAAUCCUUUGUAUUGGAAAUGUUAACCUGGAUCAAGAGAUGCUCGAAAAUUUCACUUCUUGUUUUCUGCUUGAGAGGUUGACUUUGAAAGAUUGUCACGGUUUCCAGCAACUCAAGAUUGAUGCACCAAAUCUCCGAUUUCUUCUCUUUACAGGUGAUUUUGAGGAUAUUAAUAUUUUGAAUACCUUAAAUCUUGUUGAUGCUACGAUUGGUUUGCGAUUCCGGAGAAGUGGUCCGUGCAGACCUACCAAUUUGCUAAAGUUCUUUGCAAAUCUUCCCCAUAUUCAGAGGCUUCGCAUCAGCAGCUAUUUUACAAAAUAUUUGGCUAUCGGUUCCUCGCUGGAAAAGCUGCCUAGCUAA
This is a messenger RNA of Rosa rugosa (rugosa rose), 693 nucleotides long. RefSeq names its product F-box/FBD/LRR-repeat protein At1g13570-like. The transcript has a single exon. Bases 1 to 693 code for a protein of 230 amino acids. NCBI's taxonomy places the organism in Eukaryota, Viridiplantae, Streptophyta, Magnoliopsida, Rosales, Rosaceae. The record is from RefSeq and is a predicted model, not a curated record.